This is a messenger RNA of Camelina sativa (false flax), 1116 nucleotides long. The record is from RefSeq and is a predicted model, not a curated record. Lineage: Eukaryota; Viridiplantae; Streptophyta; Magnoliopsida; Brassicales; Brassicaceae.
AUGGAUAGUUGGAGUUCUGAUGAGGAAGUUGAGAAAAUGGUAGAAGAGGAGGUUAAUAAUGUAGUGGAGGAGAUUCAGUACCACUACACUCACCCGGAAGUACCACCAGCUCCAAUAGUCCGAAGAGUGCACAUUAAUAGAAACCGCGAAGAAGGCCACAUUCAGUUGUGGAAUGAUUAUAUUAGUGAUAAUCCGACGUACACUCAUGCUAUGUUCCGCCGUCGCUUUAGAAUGAAUAAACCAUUGUUCAUACGUAUUGUAAAUACUAUUGAGAAUGGAGUCCCAUACUUCACACAAAAACGAGAUGCUACAGGAAGACUCGGUCUUUCUGCACUUCAAAAAUGUACGGCAGCUAUCCGUAUGAUGGCAAUCGGAUGUUCGGCAGAUGCGGUGGAUGAAUAUUUACGACUGGCUGAAAUAACCGCCCACAAAUGCCUUGAAAAAUUUGUAGACGGAGUUAUAAAUCUUUUUGGAGACGAGUAUCUCAGAAGACCUACAUCGGAAGACCUCCAACGAUUACUGAAUAUUGGAGAACAUCGCGGUUUCCCCGGAAUGGUAGGGAGCAUAGAUUAUAUGCAUUGGGAGUGGAAGAAUUGUCCAACUGCAUGGAAAGGACAAUAUUCACGUGGGUCUGGAAAACCGACAAUCGUACUAGAACCUGUGGCAUCUCAAGAUUUAUGGAUUUGGCACGCAUUUUUCGGACCACCAGAGGGCCGAGCUCCGAGAGUUACAUACAUUGUCAAUGGACGGCAAUACAAAAUGGCUUACUACCUCACUGACGGUAUCUAUCCCAAAUGGGCAACUUUCAUCCAAUCCAUUACACUUCCACGUGGCCGAAAAGCAAAACUUUUUGCUCAAUAUCAAGAAGCAUGUCGGAAAGAUGUAGAGCUCGAAGACGAACGACAUGACUACAAUUUCUACUAUCCAUCAGAGUUCUAUCACGGGGAAGGAAGCGGAACUUCUCAUGUCGAUUUAGCGUAUUCUACAGAUAUGGCAACAAAUCUAAAUAACAUGAUGGGCAAUCGAAAUGACGUUCAAGAUACAAAAAUGCAUGAUCGUUUGAAAAAAGACUUGAUUGAGCAUAUCUGGCAAAAAUUUGGUGCAAUCCAACAAUAA